GCGGGCGGCGGGCACAGGCAGCGCGUCCGCGAUCUCGCCCGGCGGUAGGCGCCUUCGCUCCGGCACCGUGCGCAGCCCGCAGACUCGCAGCCAUGUCCCGGCCUCUGACCGACCAGGAGAAGCGGAAGCAGAUCAGCAUCCGGGGCAUCGUCGGCGUGGAGAACGUGGCUGAGCUGAAGAAGGGCUUCAACCGGCACCUGCACUUCACGCUGGUCAAGGACCGCAAUGUGGCCACCCCCCGCGACUACUACUUCGCCCUGGCGCACACGGUGCGCGACCACCUGGUGGGCAGGUGGAUCCGGACUCAGCAGUACUACUAUGAGAAGGACCCCAAGAGAGUGUACUACCUUUCCUUGGAAUUCUACAUGGGCCGGACGCUGCAGAACACCAUGAUCAACCUGGGGCUGCAGAACGCCUGCGACGAGGCCAUCUACCAGCUCGGGCUGGACAUAGAAGAACUGGAGGAGAUCGAGGAGGAUGCGGGGCUCGGCAACGGAGGCCUGGGCCGGCUGGCCGCCUGCUUCCUAGACUCGAUGGCCACGCUUGGCCUCGCAGCCUACGGUUACGGAAUCCGCUACGAGUACGGUAUCUUCAACCAGAAAAUCAGAAACGGAUGGCAGGUGGAAGAAGCUGACGAUUGGCUCAGGCACGGGAACCCGUGGGAGAAAGCCCGACCAGAGUACAUGCUCCCCAUUCACUUCUAUGGGAGAGUGGAGCACACCCAGACAGGCGUCAGAUGGGUGGAUACUCAGGUGGUCCUGGCCUUGCCCUACGACACGCCGAUUCCCGGCUACAUGAACAACACGGUCAACACGAUGCGGCUUUGGUCUGCCCGGGCACCCAACGAUUUCAACCUCCGUGACUUCAACGUGGGCGAUUACAUCCAGGCCGUGCUGGACAGAAACCUGGCAGAGAACAUCUCGCGAGUUCUGUAUCCCAACGAUAAUUUUUUCGAAGGGAAGGAGCUGCGCCUGAAGCAGGAAUACUUCGUGGUAGCAGCCACCUUGCAGGAUAUCAUCCGUCGAUUCAAAGCCUCCAAGUUUGGGAGCACCGAAAGUGUCCGGACAGCGUUUGAUUCCUUCCCAGAUCAGGUUGCGAUCCAACUGAACGACACCCAUCCGUCGCUGGCGAUUCCCGAACUGAUGAGGGUAUUCCUGGAUAUCGAGAGACUGCCGUGGGCCAAGGCCUGGGACAUCACCACCCGGACCUUCGCCUACACGAACCACACGGUCCUCCCCGAAGCCCUCGAGCGCUGGCCGGUGGAGCUGGUGGAGAAGCUGCUGCCGAGGCACCUGCAGAUCAUCUACGAAAUCAACCAGCGGCACCUGGACAGGAUUUCAGCACUGUUCCCGAAGGACGUCGACCGCCUCCGGCGGAUGUCCCUGAUCGAAGAGGAGGGGGUCAAGCGGAUCAACAUGGCCCAUCUCUGCAUCGUGGGUUCGCACGCGGUGAACGGCGUCGCCAAGAUCCACUCCGAAAUCGUCAAGUCUCAAGUGUUCAAGGACUUUGCGGAGCUGGAGCCGGAGAAGUUCCAGAACAAGACCAACGGCAUCACGCCUCGGCGGUGGCUCUUGCUUUGCAACCCGGGCCUCGCCGAACUAAUUGCGGAGAAAAUUGGUGAGGAGUACGUGAAGGACCUGAGUCAGUUGACAAAGCUGCACCGGUUUGUGAACGACGAACUCUUCAUCCGGGAAGUGGCCAAAGUGAAGCAGGAGAACAAGGUCAAGUUUGCCCAGUUCCUGGAGAAGGAGUACAAGGUGAAGAUCAACCCGGCGUCCAUGUUCGACGUGCAGGUCAAGCGGAUUCACGAGUACAAGCGGCAGCUCAUGAACUGCCUGCACGUCAUCACCAUGUACAACCGCAUCAAGCAGGACCCCAUGAAGCUGUUUGUCCCCAGGACUGUGAUCAUCGGGGGCAAGGCGGCCCCCGGCUAUCACAUGGCCAAGCUGAUCAUCAAGCUGAUCACUUCCGUGGGCCACGUGGUGAACAACGACCCCGUGGUCGGCAACAAGCUGAAGGUCAUCUUCCUGGAAAACUACAGGGUCUCGCUGGCCGAGAAAGUGAUCCCAGCCACGGAUCUGUCGGAGCAGAUCUCCACGGCCGGCACCGAGGCCUCGGGCACGGGCAACAUGAAGUUCAUGCUCAACGGGGCGCUGACCAUCGGGACCAUGGACGGGGCCAACGUCGAGAUGGCCGAGGAGGCUGGGGAAGAGAACCUCUUCAUCUUUGGCAUGCGGGUGGAGGAUGUGGCCCAGCUGGACCGCCGCGGCUACCACGCCCAGGAAUAUUACGACCGGCUGCCGGAGCUGAAGCAGGCCAUCGAUCAGAUCCGGAGUGGCUUCUUUUCGCCCAAAGAACCCGACCUCUUCAGAGAUCUCGUCAACAUGUUGUUCCACCAUGACAGAUUCAAAGUCUUUGCGGACUACGAAGCGUACGUCAAGUGUCAGGAGAGCGUCAGCCAGCUCUACAUGAACUCAAGGGAAUGGACCAAAAUGGUGAUCCGGAACAUCGCUGCCUCUGGGAAGUUCUCUAGCGACAGGACCAUCAAGGAGUACGCCCGGGACAUCUGGAACAUGGAACCUUCCGACCUGAAGAUCCCGCCACCCAACGUGCCCCGGGAUGUUGCUGACGAGGUGCUGGCCAACGACAUGACCGAGAAGAUGCAUGUGUGAACCUGACGCUUAGCUUGACCUGUGUGGGGUGGGCCAUCUCGGUUCCAUAGAAUAACCGUAGUAAAAGUAAUGGGCUCUUUUAUUCUUUUCCACUCUAAGCAUUGAGGGCGAUCUGUGUAACCUUGAGAAUUUUGCAGAAGGGAAGACAAGCCAAGGUGCUUUUCUGCCGCGCAUUUAAAUGUCACGACUUCCUCCUCGCUGUAGGAAGCACAGUCCUGUGACGCACGGGGGCCUCCUCUAAUGCGUUAAUACUCUUGCAAAACCAAUUUCUGUGAUCCCUGGAGGGCGGGCGCCAUGAACUCUCUUACAGAUCUGUAGUGUAGACACAGCCCUGGCUAAAUCCCACUUGUAGCAAGCACAGCGAAAAGUGCCAAGGGCAAGAUCAAGUCAUUUGGGGGUUGGUGUUUCUAAAGACGGAAAACCAAGCGCAUUGGCCCGAUCUUCUCUCUUUUAAAAGAUAACAGCACCAGUUUUCUGGGAGGUGCUAAGAACAUGGGCAAAGAGACUUAAGGAUCCUGCCGUGGCCAUUUUGGGGGUCAAGCAUGAAGAUUUAUCAUCUGCUCCAGCUAGCCAGACCAAAGUGCUUUCAGAGAUCCUUGUGGGAUUGAAAGGUGCUACGUGGCUGCUGUCCCAUGGUGCCAGAAUAAUUUUUUUUAAGGAAGCUACUCCUGUGAGCUGUUCCCAACCUGGGGCCCUCCAGAUGUGCCAGACUACAACUCCCACCAUCCCCAGCCAGGCCAUGCUGGUUGGGGCUGGAAUCCAGGUUGGGAAAGGCUGCCCUCCAUGUUCAAAGCAGCCAUGUAACGGCUGUACGUGUGCGCCUAGGAAACCACUAAGAAGGAAACAUGUGCUCUGCUCAGUUCAUGCCUAAAAUAAGCCACAUGUAGGCGCUUCUAGCUCAAAGCAGAAUCUUUCGCGAGGCUUGGAAGCUCCUGUAUUCUCACCUCCCCGCUGCGCGUUUGUCAAGUCCCGAAAUCCACACAGUAAAAUCAAGCGAGACCCGUG
Molecule: messenger RNA, 3677 nt
Organism: Varanus komodoensis (Komodo dragon)
Lineage: Eukaryota; Metazoa; Chordata; Lepidosauria; Squamata; Varanidae
Gene: PYGL
Product: glycogen phosphorylase L
Exons: 21
Coding region: 93-2672 (859 amino acids)
Biological process (GO): glycogen catabolic process
Cellular component (GO): cytoplasm
Molecular function (GO): pyridoxal phosphate binding; glycogen phosphorylase activity
Source: RefSeq, a predicted model, not a curated record